AUGGGGCAGCCCUCGAAUUCUUCUUUUCAAACAACACAAACCUCUGAAAAGUCCAUCCCAUCCUCGAAUCGGUCGACUCAGCAACCAAACAUAGAUCGAAAGAAGCGCCACUCCAGCAGAUCUUCUCGCUCCAGACGCUCCUCAAGGCACCUCACAGCCGAAAUACAACUACAACAACACCUCGAGAGACUCGCCUACCCAGACGCCAUGGCCCGCUCGGAAGACAGCACCGGAUCCCCUCGCCAGUACGAGUCCAGUCCAGCUCCCUCAUCCGCGCCAAGCGAGCCCUCCAGCAUCGACUCCCAAGCCACCUCGUCCACCUCCACCACCAUUUCUUCCACCGGGGGCGGGCUCCACGACGGCAAUUGCCACUUUGCCUACUCAGCUGAGCUACGGAUGGUGGACACCCUGGUGUCUCUCCUGGCCCAGAACGCACGCGGGCAGUCGUCAUCCUCCUCCUCCUCGGGACAGCCAUGA
Messenger RNA from Clonostachys rhizophaga, 477 nucleotides. The record is from the annotation of a GenBank genome assembly. Lineage: Eukaryota; Fungi; Ascomycota; Sordariomycetes; Hypocreales; Bionectriaceae.